Molecule: messenger RNA, 2211 nt
Organism: Acanthochromis polyacanthus (spiny chromis)
Lineage: Eukaryota; Metazoa; Chordata; Actinopteri; Pomacentridae
Gene: lipca
Product: lipase, hepatic a
Exons: 9
Coding region: 172-1662 (496 amino acids)
Biological process (GO): lipid metabolic process
Molecular function (GO): triacylglycerol lipase activity; apolipoprotein binding
Source: RefSeq, a predicted model, not a curated record
UCCUUCUGUACAUUAUAGUAAAAGGGUCUGAACUCUCAGGACAGUAAUGACGCAUCUCUUAAAGAGCCUCUGAAAAGGAUCUGACCUUUUCAAAUCUACAUUACCUGCAUUUCCUCCUCUAAAGAUUUUAAACCCGCUUCAAGGGAAUUACCAAAGAGCCCGUGUGACGACAUGUUGGUGGCUAAAAUCUUGUGCUGUUUGCUCUUAACGUGUCACCUCAGCGGGGGAAAGAAAAUCAAAGGAGAAAGAGCAAGUGUAGUGGACACAGAGCAGAGGAUUGUCCUGAAGGUGAAAGAGCCACAUGUCAGCAGUUCAGCCUUCAGCCUGUUUUUGGGAGGUGAGGACACCUGCACAUUGGACCCUCUGCAGCUGCACACUCUCACCUCCUGCGGUUUCAACAGCAGUAAUCCCCUCAUCAUCAUCACUCACGGGUGGUCGGUGGACGGUAUGAUGGAGAGCUGGGUGCUCAGGUUGGCUUCAGCUCUGAAGACAAAUCUAGUAUCUGUAAAUGUGGUGAUCACCGACUGGCUGUCACUGGCUCACCAGCAUUACCCCAUAGCAGUACAGAGCACCCGCACUGUUGGGAAAGACAUAAGUCACCUGAUGCAGACACUUCAGGACCAGUAUCAGUACCCACUGAAAAAGGUUCAUUUGAUUGGCUAUAGCCUCGGUGCUCACAUCUCUGGAUUUGCUGGAAGCUAUUUGGGAGGUUCAGAGAAGAUUGGAAGAAUAACUGGUCUGGAUCCAGCAGGGCCGCUGUUUGAGGGCAUGUCUCCCACCGACAGAUUGUCUCCUGAUGAUGCUGAAUUCGUAGAUGCCAUCCACACCUUCACCCAUGCACGUAUGGGCCUCAGUGUGGGCAUCAAGCAAGCUGUAGCACAUUAUGACUUCUACCCCAACGGAGGAGACUUCCAGCCAGGAUGUGACCUGCAAAACAUUUACGAGCACAUAUCCGAGUAUGGGCUCCUCGGUUUUGAGCAAACAGUGAAAUGCGCUCAUGAGCGUUCGGUCCAUCUGUUCAUUGACUCCGUGCUGAAUAAGGACAAGCAGAGCAUGGCCUACAGGUGCAGCGACAACAACGCUUUUGUCAAAGGAGUCUGUCUGGACUGUAGGAAGAAUCGCUGCAACACACUGGGCUACGAGAUAAAGAAGGUCCGCACCGUCACCAGCAAGAGGCUCUACCUGAAAACACGAUCUCGGAUGCCUUACAAACUCUAUCAUUACCAGUUCAGGAUCCAGUUCAUCAAUCAGGUGGAGAACAUUGAUCCCACCCUGACCGUCGCUCUCACAGGAACAAAGGAGGAGAGUGGAGACGUCGUCAUCACCUUCAAUGAAAAGAUUUCAGGCAACACAACCUUCACCUUCCUCAUCACCCUGGACAAAGACCUGGGGGACCUGAUGUUGAUGAAGCUGCACUGGGAGGGACUUGAUCUGUGGAAGAAUGUGUGGAACCGGGUGCAGACCAUCAUUCCUUGGGGCGGCAAGGAGACAAAACCGCUGCUGACUGUGGGCAGAAUCAGCGUGAAAGCAGGCGAGACACAGGAAAGGACGUCUUUUUGUGCCAUGAGAGACGACGGACAGCAGAUUGAAGUGUCUCAAGAUAAAGUGUUUGUGCGUUGUAAAGAAGACACACCAAAACAGCGCAGGAGGAAGCACAAGUGACGGACUUGUGAGAGUUGUGGGAUCUGUUCAACAGACUGAAGAUCUCUAAUGAAGCAUCUGGAAGAUCACAUCUGGAUACAAUUCUCACAGCUCACAGUGAGGCUAUGCAGAUUUAGGGAGUAAAUUUGAAAUCAUUAAUUGUCUGACAGAUGCCCUGAAUAGGAGAACUGAAUCCUGAGACAAUGAAGCUAAAAGAGGAAGAAAAUAAUAGUAAACUGUGUUCGAUUCUGUGAUAAAGUUGUUAAUAAGUUAAGUUUUGUAUGUGAAUUCUCUCAGCAUGGCAAUGCUAUUGUUCCAAACACCUGCCUAGGUCCACAUUUCAUUCUACAGCUGAAUGUUUAGAAAGCUGAAAGCUUGCCAAUUUAAAUAUUGAGGCAAUGAAAACAAAGUCUAAAGUUCCCUUCAAUAACAUUAAUUCUAAAGGUUGCUUUUUUAAAAUGUGCAUAAAACGAUCAACGUCAGCAUUUAAAAACCUACAUUACUAAUGUCAAUAACAUGACAUAAAUUCACUUUUUGAUCAGAGCAAUAAAAAUACUCAGUUCUUUUCUA